This is a messenger RNA of Abrus precatorius (Indian licorice), 1567 nucleotides long. RefSeq lists its product as uncharacterized. NCBI's taxonomy places the organism in Eukaryota, Viridiplantae, Streptophyta, Magnoliopsida, Fabales, Fabaceae. The coding region runs from base 70 to 1473 and encodes 467 amino acids. The transcript has 4 exons. The record is from RefSeq and is a predicted model, not a curated record.
UGUGUGGUAGUUAAUUAAAAGAAGUGAGUGAAAAGUAAGAAAGAAUAAUAAUAAAAUAAAUAAAUAAGAAUGUCAUCUCCAACACCGAAGGGAUCGUCAUCGUCACAGAGCAACACCCCAACACACCGUCAUCCCAAUCACUCCGCACCCUCUAUGUUGGAGCGGGCACUCUCCUCUCGCCGCGUCAACUCUCACGGCGAAGACGACGGCGACGGCAGUGACGGCGGAGGUGAUGAAUCUAAGACCAAGAAGCAACAGCACAUCCUCUUUCGCGUCACCAACAGAGCCUCCAAUUACCUCUCCCGAAUGGCGGGUUCUGGUUCCUCCUACCUUCCUUGUGUUGUCAUAGCCAUGUUCAUCUUCUUAGCCUUCUCAUUCCUCUUCACAUCUCGCGGCUUCGUCUGCAUCUCCUCGACCUAUAGCCCCGUCUCUCGCUCCGGCUUCUUCGGCUUCGAUGGCCUUGAGUCUGAUUUCGGAGCCCUUGGCGUGCCCUGGUGCAGAUCGAAACAUGGUAAAACUGUGGAGUGGACGUCAAAAGAUCUGCUCAAGGGUUUAGAAGAGUUUGUUCCUAUAUAUGAAACCCGGCCAAUCAAAAACAACUUGUAUGGAAUGGGUUUUGACCACAGCUUUGGGCUUUGGUUUAUUGCCCGCUGGCUGAAGCCAGAUCUGAUGAUCGAGAGUGGUGCUUUCAAGGGACAUUCAACUUGGGUUUUGCGGCAAGCUAUGCCAGACACGCCGAUUAUUUCUCUUUCACCUAGGCAUCCAGAAAAGUACCUCAAAAAGGGCCCUGCCUAUGUUGAUGGUAACUGCACGUAUUAUGCUGGGAAGGACUUUGUGGAUUUUGGGAGUGUCGACUGGCCCAAAGUGAUGAAAAAGCAUGGGAUUGCAGACCUUAAUCGGGUUCUUAUAUUUUUUGACGACCAUCAAAAUGAAUUGAAAAGAAUUGAACAAGCUUUGAAAGCAGGGUUCCGGCAUCUUGUCUUUGAGGAUAACUAUGACACUGGAACUGGUGACCAUUAUUCGCUGAGGCAGAUAUGCGAUCAAUUUUAUAUAAGAGGCGGGGGGCACAGUUGCUUUAAAGAUAGUGAUGAAGCUAGGAUCAGGUCGAGGAGGAAGAAAUUCUGGGAGAAAGCAGUUGAUAUCGAAGAACUCUGUGGACCAGGUGAAGCCUGGUGGGGAGUUAGAGGCUACAUGCGUGACAACUUCAAUCAUAGUAAUAAGCCAAUAUCUUAUGCACAACAUUUCCAGAAUAGCCGAUUUAUUGAAUCUAUUCUUGAUAUUUACUGGGAACUCCCUCCAGUUGCUGGUCCUUCCCUCACGCAUCAAACCAGAUAUGAUCCUGCUCGUGCAUCCAGCCCAAUUGUUGAAGAUGGACGGUAUGGCUUGUUCAAAAGGCUAGGUUUGGCCAACCUUGACAAUUCUGUAUUUAAUGGAUACACGCAGAUGGUUUAUUUACAGAUAUCUGAACAAUAAUUUAGAGUUGCUUAGACAAGGGUAUGAUGUAGUAGAAGAAAGUUUUGUACCUGUAUUAUGUAUGAAUUGUUGCUUCUGCCUGAUUUGGGUUAAG